AUGAACACAGAAAAAAGUAACAAAGGCAAAGUCUUGAAUUUAAACACUUACAAGGAGCACUUUCAGUUUGAGUCUACGCCAACCAAUCACGCUCAAACCUGCUUGGGAAGACCAUUGCCAUAUUUUAGAAUGAAGUGGUCAACGUUGCUGUUUCCCGUCCUGGCUCUUGUGAGUCUUGCUGGGGCUGCGGACUGGAAGCCAGCAGUCUCGAGAAGAGAGUUCACCGCGGGCUACCACGUGACGUAUUUCGACGACUCGCCCGUAGUGCUUAUUAUUGAGGACAGCAGCAUGUACAUGUCGGAAGACAACGCCAAAAACUGGAAUAAGGUGGAUCUGAAAAAUUCCGCUGGACAAGAGGUCAAUCUUACGAGUAUUCACACCGUGGACUAUGCCAAAGAGCUGGGUUUUGCGCUUUCGACCUCCAAAACCCAAUUCUACACCCGCGACCGCGGAAAAACCUGGACACCGUUUGAAGUCGACCACAGUGGCAACCAAUUCAGCUUGGGACAUGUCCAGGUCAACUAUGCCAACCACGACUAUCUCCUUUUCAAUUUUGAGGACUGCUCGGAGGGCGCGCAAUUUCUGUUCGAGUGCAAAAAGACCUGGUAUUUCAGCAACGACGGGCUGAAGACGCCUCCCAAAAAAGUCGACCACGACGGCCUGGACCAUUGUCUUUUCGCCAAGAGCAACAAAGCGUUCACGGCAGGACCGGACGAGAAGAUCUUAUGCUCUAAAGUGGACGGAGACCACACAGGUGCUGACAAAAAAGGCAGCCUUUUGACAACCAACGACUUCUUCAAGACCGUCUCUUCACCGUCGGCAGAGUUCGACAGGAUGAAUCUCGUGAAGAUCCAGGUGGUCCAGUCGUUCAUUGUUGCCACCGUUUCUAUUGACAGGUACACUCCCGACGCCGAGAUCAUUCUAUUUAUUUCCAAGGACGGAGAAACGUUCAGACGGGCCUUUUUCGAGGACCAGCUCAAGUCGUGGAUGUUUAGAAUACUGCCCUCCACGCCGCAGUCGCUCUACAUUGCCAUCCAGGGCCAGCGCCAGGCAAGCAACGCUGCACUGGACGCAGACUUGUACAAGUCGGACUCGUCUGGACUCUUUUUUGACAAGAUCUACGAGAACUUUUUGGCAAACGGGCUGGGAUUGUCGGACAUCACAAUGGUCCAGGAGGUGGAAGGAGUCAUUAUAUUGCUGAACCACGAAAAUGCCAACCAGGAUCACGCUUCUCCGCUGGCCAAGUCCAAAAUCUCGAUAGACGACGGAAAGACAUGGCAUUAUCUCAAAACCGCCGAUGACGACGACUGCAACGGCGAUUCCGAGUGCUCGCUCAAUUUGAUGUGGACCACGAUCAGAAACACAAACGGGAACUUUGUCACCGGCCCCACGCCAGGAAUCAUUGUUGGAAUAGGAAACACCGGAAAGUACCUGACGUCUGACCUAAAGGACCUCAAGACGUACGUUUCCAGAGACAACGGUCUGACGUGGAAGAAAGUCGCCGACACGUCAUCUGUAUUCACGUUUGCCGACCUCGGAAACAUCAUCGUCGCCAUUCCGAUCGACAUGUCGCAUCUGAUGGACGCGCGGAUGGACCCAAACACUCUUCCAAACACGUUCCUGUACUCUCUGGACCAGGGCGACUCGUGGACAGAGGUGGAGUUGGACGACCAUAUACUGCCGCUCGACGUGUUCACGUCUUUGGACGGCAGCACGCAGCAUGUUCUUGUCGCUGGCGAGGACUCCUCGUUUUCCAAGGUCAUUCUGUAUGCCAUAGACUUUACCGGCGCGUUUGAGAGAACGUGUUCUGACGACGAUUUCGAGGACUGGUACGCCAGAAAGCUCCCGGAUAGCGACACUCCAGUCUGCGUGCUGGGCCACAAGGAGAAGUUCAGAAGACGGAAGCAAAAGGCGGACUGUUUCGUGAACCAUCCGUACGAGGACCUGAAAGUUAUCGAGGAGCCUUGCACGUGUACGAUUGACGACACUGAGUGCACUUUUGGAUUCAUUAAAGGCGAGAACGAUGUUUGUGAGCCGGUGGUGGAGGUGUUAGCUGCCAACCAGUGCGCCAACCAGAAGGGCAAGAUCAAAAUCACGACGAGACAGAUGAUUCCGGACGACACGUGCGAUCCAAAGGGCGGCUACGAGGUCCAGAAGGACGACUUUAUUUUUGACUGCGAGAAAGAUCUACAGAACAUGACGGCUCCCGUGAAGGUCACACACAUUCCACUGGGCGAGAGAAUCGCCGAGUAUUUCUAUCUCAACUACGACGCCGACGGGCUUCCGGACGAGACGCUCUUUGUGCUCACCGAGAACAAGGUUCUGUACAUCUCGUUUGACGGCGGCUCCUCGUUCGGCAAGUUUCUCGGCGGCAAGCACAUUGUCACCGGCGUGUACAGCAACCCUUACAAAGCAGACCACGUUUACAUUUUGACCGACGCCGAUACGCUAUUUUUUUCGCCCGACAGAGGCGUUUCCGUCUUUGACCGCACGCUGCCGGUCAGGGGCCGCGAGUUCGACAGGCUCUCGCUCACUUUCAACAAACACAACGCGUCUGAAUUCAUUUUGCGUGCCGAACGGAGCUGUGCGAACCUGUUUUCCAGCAGCUGUGUGGUGGAAACGUACCACACGAAAAACUUCGGCGAGUCGUUCGAGCGUCUGGUGGCCGAUGCCAACACGUGCAACUACGUGGGCUCGCUGUUCGACGACAAGGAGUACGCCGUCAACGAGACGCUGAUAGUGUGCGACCAGUUCACCGAGGACCGCCAGGCUCUGCGACUUAUUUCCAGCGCAGACUAUUUCCAGAAAGAUAGCAAAACGCUGUUCGACAGGAUCAUCGGGUUUGCCCAGACAGGCAAGUUCCUGGUGGUUGCGCGGCUGGACGACGACAACUCGCUGACGGCGUUCGUUUCUGCCGACGGCAAGGUCUUCGCGGAGGCCAAGUUCCCCAAGGACGUCAUGGUCACGCGACAGACAGCGUACACGAUUUUGGACGUGAACUCCGACCAGAUUUUCCUGCACGUGACCACGCACUCGGCGGCGCAGCGCGAGUUUGGUGCGCUUCUGAAGUCGAACUUCAACGGCACGCUGUAUGUUCAGUCGCUGUCGCACGUGAACCGCAACGAGUUUGCGUUUGUGGACUUUGAGAGCGUGCAGAGUUUGGAGGGAAUCGCCACGGUCAACGUCGUGGCCAACUACGACGACGUGGUGCGCAACGGCGACGAAAAGGCCGUCAAGACCAUGAUCACCUACAACGACGGCGCCGAGUGGGACUAUCUGGUUCCGCCGGCUGUGGACUCCGAAGGCAACAAGUACAAGUGCAGCGGCAAUAAGGAGUGCACGCUGAACUUGCACUCAUUUACCGAAAGAAACGACCCGUCCAGAGACACGUACUCGUCGGCCUCGGCCGUGGGGCUGCUGUUUGGAGUUGGAAACGUCGGCACGGCGCUGCUGCCGUACAGCUCGCCGGAAACGGCCACGUUCUUCUCGAACGACGCGGGAGCAACAUGGAAGGAAGUCAAGAAGGGCAAUUAUAUGUGGGAGUUUGGCGACCAGGGCACGAUUCUAGUGCUGGUGAAGCAGGGACUCACAAACUCCGUGUCGUACUCUCUUGACGAAGGCCAAACGUGGCAGGAACACGAGUUUGCAGAGUCUCCAAAAAACGUCUGGGACAUUGCGACGGUUCCCUCCGACACGUCCCGCAAGUUCAUUCUGCUGGCCAAGGACGAUGCCGGCCGCGACGAGGUAUACAGCCUGAACUUUGCCGGUCUCCAGCAGCGACAGUGUGAGCUGGUGGUGAACGACCAGAACGAGCUGGCCGAUUUCAAAGACUACGAGUACUGGUCGCCCAAACACCCGUACCAGUCGGACAACUGUCUGUUUGGCCACGAGGCCCGGUAUCCAAGGCGCAAGGCGUCGCGGCUGGACUGUUUUGUCGGCGCUGCGCCGCUCAACAAGCUGUACAAGAAGACGAAGAACUGCAAGUGCACGCGGCACGACUUUGAGUGCGACUAUAAUUUUGUGCUGGCCGCCGACGGCACGUGCCAGCUGAUCAGGGGCCUCAAGCCCGUGGACCCAACCGAGUACUGUCUGCUGAACCAGGACCAGGUCGAGUACUGGGAGCCGACGGGAUACAGAAAGAUUCCAAUGAGCACCUGCGAGCAAGGACUGGAGCUGGACAAGUGGAUUUCGCAUCCAUGUCCAGGCAAAAAACAGGAGUACAACGACAAGUACGGCGCGGGCCUGCACGGGGCGGGUCUUUUCUGGGUGAUUUUCGCGCCGAUUGCCGCGUUUGUGGGAGCAGCCACCUUCGUCUACGACAGAGGAAUCCGUCGUAACGGAGGCUUCUCGAGAUUCGGAGAGAUCCGUCUUGACGAGGACGAGGAACUGCACCUGAUUGAGGAGACGCCCGUGGACCGUGCUGUGAACAAGGUCGUGAGGAGCGGUCUUGUGUUUGUGAGCGCCGUGGUGGCGUUGCAGCACCGGGUCUCGAGUUUCCUGAAGAACGGUCUCUUUUCGCGGUUCAGAAGGGGCGGCCUCGACAACUACGAGCGGUUUGCGUCGUUCAACGACCGCAUCAUCGACGACGAGGACGAGUCGCUGUUCGACGUGAACGCCAACGACGACGACGCGCGCGAGAUCGACGACUUCCUUGACGAGGACCGGUGA
Molecule: messenger RNA, 4668 nt
Organism: Ogataea angusta
Lineage: Eukaryota; Fungi; Ascomycota; Pichiomycetes; Pichiales; Pichiaceae
Exons: 1
Coding region: 1-4668 (1555 amino acids)
Biological process (GO): Golgi to vacuole transport; protein targeting to vacuole; Golgi to endosome transport
Cellular component (GO): membrane; Golgi apparatus
Molecular function (GO): protein binding
Source: RefSeq, a predicted model, not a curated record